CAUGCUUAUCCUUUCCUGGAAAAUAGGGAGUCGUUAUUCGACUUCGUCUUACGUCGCUGCUGAAGGAGAUUCGUCAUAUUCUAGCCUCCGUCAAGAUGAGUCUUCGUCAUUGACUCUACUUAACCGUCGUUGACUUACACUUACAGAUUAUUACCCAUAACAAUUUGCCCCUAAUUGCUAAAUGUGUAUUGCUACAUACACGUUUGGAUAUUAAAAAAAUAAAUAAAACAAACAAAAACAACAUAAAUAUAAUUUUACUUAGGGGCGUUUCUGUCUUUCAUCUAGAAGGCACGUUCUACAGGGGGAGUUACUCCACUUCUACCACUUUCUCACUCUAACCGUCAUUUCACCCUUUGAUUACUGCAACACACUUCCCAUUUCACCAAGCUUCCACUCCUUUCUUCUCUUCUCUCUCUUCUUUUCUCUUUCUUGCGCAGAAUCACUCCGGUGGUUGAACGGCAGCGUGCGGCGGUGUUUUCGAACUCCUGGCGUCUUCAAUUAACAGAAAAAAUCAAUGUCUCGGCCGAAAUCAUCGAUGGAGCCUGAAAUGAGGAAUGAUUUCGUCAAAAUGGCGGGUUUUCCCGAUAUUACUUUUUCCCAUAUCCCGGGUCCUAGACAGACGGUGGAGGACUGUUUGGAAGGUUUCGUUGUAUUUUUUAAGUACCCUUUUGCGGAGACGGGGAUUGCGUUUCCAAUCCCACCCUUGGUUCGUUCUUUCUUAGAGGUUUUGGGUAUCAGUCUUGGACAACUGAUGCCUUCUGAUUGGAGGAUUUUGUCUUUGAUAUCGGAGAAAACCAAGGAUUGGGAGGACCCUUUUACUUUGUCAGACUUGGCUAUAGGGUACGAGAUAAAAAUGGCAGAAAGUGGGUUUGUUAGCUUAUGUAAGAAAGGGAGUACGUUGGUUCUGAACACAGACGUAAAUGACAGUGGUUGGAAGAAGUGGUUUCUUUUUGUCAAGAGGGUAUCUCUGGGCUUCAAAGGUUCGUGGUUUACGGAAGGGUGGCCGACAAAGGAGUUGGAUUUAGGAUUUCUGGAAUCGUCGGAGACAUCUUCGUCAAACGUGAAGAAAUUCCUCGCAUUUAGUCCUUCAGCGAGAACCUAUGUGAGGAAAAAGAAAAUAGCUGGUGAUCAGUCAGAGGAAAAUCAAGGAACACCGACUAACACUUCUCAACAAGUCGAAGAUUCUGAAGAAACGAUGUCAACUCACUCAGCUGCUCAAGGCGUUCGUCGUGGACGAAGCUUGACUCAACAAGAAGCCGACUUACGAAUAAGAAGGAAGCGAGGUUUGGCACUUCAAGAACAGCAGCCGCCGUCUGCGGCUGAGAAGGUGGAGCCUAUCUCGACUCUGACGUCUCUGAGGACAGUCGAUGAGACGGGAACUAUUACACUGUCACCGUCUCCUCCGCGCAAGCAACAGAAGACUGACGAUGAGCCCUCGGUUCCCGACAUCUUGGGACGCUUCCCCGCCAACUUUCUAGAUCUCCGAAAGGACGACCAACAUUCUCUUUUCCCUACCCUGAACCAAUUGUUGUUUCCUAAGUCUAGGGAGGUUUUGGCUGGGAAAUCUGUGUUGGACAUAGCCUCUGAAGCUGCUACGACUCAUUUAUAUUGUUUGCAAAAUUCUCUAGUGUUGAGGGAUAGGGUAAUCGGAUUGGCGAGAGAGAUGAAAAGGUUGGAUGGUGCUGCCAAGAAUAGUGAAGCUCAACGUAAGACUGCAGUUAACGUGUUUCAAAUGACCAAGAAAGAGCUGGACGAGGCGACAAAGAAGGUGGACGAUUUGGAAAGUCAGUUGAAAGCUCAAUCGAAGACGAUGCAGGAGGAAACCGAGAAGUUUAGGGAUCAGCUGAAGGAGCAGGCCAAGCAUUUGGAGGAUAAGAUUAGGGGUAUCGCUGCUAAGGACAAGGCUCUGACGAAGGUUCAGGAAGAGUUGGCAUCGACCAAAAAGGAAUUGGAAGACAUGUUGGACGACUACGCCGAGUUGGACAUUAAGGUGAAGGCGAAGCUGAUGAUGCAUUUUUUGGACGGGAAGGUUUCGGAAUGGCAUCCACAGGAGGUGAUCGACUGUUUUCUAGCCAAUGGUGGAACUCUUGACGAGUUGGAAGAGGAUGAUGCGGUGGCAUCGACUGCGGAUUCAGGUCCUGGUCCAUCUGUCGCCGUUCCUUCAUCUGUCGUUGCUGUCGAUACCCAGCCUCUCAUCGUCGGAGAUCCGUCUGUAGAUGUCGAUACCCAGCCAUUCAUAGUCGGAGAUCAAUCUGUAGCUGUUGGGGAUCAACCUCUUGUCGCCAACGAUUAGCCUGCCGAAGGUGCUGAGGAGUUGCAGGUUGAAGGUGUUGACGACAAUGCUCGUGCUGAUGAGAUUGUCAAAGAAGUCGUUGACGGGCUCUCUAUCGACGGAACUAAUGCUUGAAGGCCAUCGUCUGUGAUGGUUUAGACUUUUUCUUUGUAUGCUUUCGACUAACUUUUGCUUUUGUUAGAAAACUAUGUUUCUGUUGUCUUUGUACUUUGUUCCACUUGAGGGCAAGUGGUCUUUUAAUUGUUUCUGUUUGUAUGAUAUUGAUUUUUCAUGCUAAGUAAUUCUUGCUUU
Chenopodium quinoa (quinoa) is the source of this 2584-nucleotide messenger RNA. RefSeq lists its product as uncharacterized. The record is from RefSeq and is a predicted model, not a curated record. Bases 515 to 2293 code for a protein of 592 amino acids. Lineage: Eukaryota; Viridiplantae; Streptophyta; Magnoliopsida; Caryophyllales; Amaranthaceae. The transcript has 5 exons.